Paramecium sonneborni is the source of this 467-nucleotide messenger RNA. Lineage: Eukaryota; Ciliophora; Oligohymenophorea; Peniculida; Parameciidae. The record is from the annotation of a GenBank genome assembly.
AUGCUGGAUUUGAAAUAAAAGUGUAAUUUUAAAGGUCAUUAAAAGAAUAAAAACUAAUCAAUCAGAAUAAUAUAGAUUUAGUUAAUUAUUGAACAAUAAUUUAUUGUUUUAUCUGAUACAAUAAACUUCUCAUUUAAUAAAUUGUAAAAUAAAGAAAUACUUAAUAUCUGAUAUAAUUAAAUAAUUAAGCCACUAUCACCAUUAGAACCAGUAAAGAAUAGAUUAGCUAAAACGAUCAUCGGCGCUUCACUUUAAAGUAAUAGAUUUGAACUUGUUUAAAGUUUUUCUCCUAUUAUUGAUCUGAACGUCUUCUUAUUGCUUUUGGGUAAUUAAAAUCAUCAUAUUAUUUUAGUAGUACAACUAAAUGACAUAUAAAAGCAAAGAAGAGUUUUGUUCAAUUUUUUACUGGAGCGAAAUGCUGUGAACCUGGAGAACUAGAAGACGUUGAUAAUACCAGAGGAAAAAGA